Messenger RNA from Lachnellula hyalina, 1710 nucleotides. Its product is annotated as Secondary metabolism regulator laeA. The record is from RefSeq and is a predicted model, not a curated record. The transcript has a single exon. The coding region runs from base 1 to 1710 and encodes 569 amino acids. Lineage: Eukaryota; Fungi; Ascomycota; Leotiomycetes; Helotiales; Lachnaceae.
AUGGCUGAAGCGGGUUUCUUCUUCAACUCCACUUGCCAGCGCCCCGAUAGAAAUGCACCUCCCUCCGCCCACACAAAUAUAUCUGUCCACUCUCAGGCCCAACCCGUGAAGCACACUUUCAAAAGACCACGUCCACGCCGCGCCCAUUCAAAGUCAAGACCCUCGACCGGCUAUCAGGAACUAUCGCCGACUUCCAAUUCCACCACUGAUCAGCCCUCACUCCCAAGUCCCACUGGAACAUCAAAGGAUCCAUUAUUCUCCAAAGGCGGGGGCGAACACGAUCGUAUGUUUCUCUCAACACCGCUACCCGACUACAAACACGCUGCAAACCAAACCAUAAAGACCCGCGCCCAGGCACAAGCAGCCCAGGCCAUAGCCCAGGCCGUCCGCAAGUCCUCUUCCAACUCAGGAGGCAGUGGUCCCAAAACGGCCAAAAAUGCUGUCGCAGACGCCGCAAGUGGGAGGAUAGAAUACAUGCAGGGUCGCUCGAGUAGCAUAUCGGAAAAUACAACAGCAACAGGAUCAGGAUCGAGCGGGCGCCUUACGGAGAUCACGUCGAGUGAUGGACAUUCGCUAUCGGCGAAACCGUUCACGACGCGAAAUGGGAGACGAUAUCUACGAGACACGACGGUGACCUACCCGCUCCCGUGCGACCUUCAGGAAUUACACAGACAAACUUUACGGACUAUGCUAUUAUGCCAGAUCUUCAACGGACCGAUCUGCUCACCUGCUUUCAAUAAUAAACCCCCCAAACGUGUUCUCGAGGCGGGAUGUGGCACUGGUUUUUGGAGCGUGAUGUGUCAUCGGUAUUUUUCGCAAAGAGGCCACAAUUCGAUUUCUUUCACUGGAGUUGACAUCGCGCCUCUAGCACCACGGGUGAGGGAUGACCAUGACAUGAAUUGGCGUUUUGUGCAACAUGAUUUACGGCGGGUUCCGUUACCGUUUCGCGACGACGAGUUCAAUUUGAUCAUGAGCAAGGAUCUUAGUAUGAUUUUAUCGACACACAUGCAGCAAGCAUUAAUGGACGAAUAUUUACGAGUCUUGAAACCGGGAGGGACAUUAGAGAUCUGGGAUGGGGAUCACUCGUUACGAAUGCUGCUACCACACGCACCACCAUCGACCAAGGAAGAGGAGGAUGAUAGUGAGGAUGAGGAGCAGGUGUAUACGAAUGCAAUGGGCACGUAUACGCUGACGCCACAGACACCUUUAGCGGCACCGCAGAAUCAGUAUUUGAUGGACUACAAUCUAUGGAUAUCCAAAGCUCUGGAAGCACGGGGUUUGACCCCGAUGCCUUGCACAACAAUGCGACCUAUACUCCUUCAAGAAAUCGAAACCCUGGAAGAAAUAGAUUACCGCCGCCUAGCAAUACCCCUUGGCGAGGUACGCUGGGAGAGGGAAGGGGUUGGCGGUGCCGUAACACAAGGUACAAACGGCGGCGCCAUCUCCUCGAAAGGCAAAAGCAGAGAAUCGGACCGCAGGAUGUUGACCGUGGGGCAAGCUGCGCUUCGGAGAACCGCCCUCCAGACGGUGGUCCAGAUGAUAGAAGCACUAGAGCCACUUCUCCGCGAAUCCAGUGGUAAAGGCCAGGACGAGUGGGAUCGCUGGUACGGGAAUAUGAUGACCGACCUGCUGAAGAAUAACGGGACAUCCUGGGGAGAAUGUCUAGAGGUCGGAGCGUGGUGGGCUCGGAAGAAAAAGACGACAAGCUGA